AUGAAUAAUCGGAUGCAAGAAUCACUUCAGCUAUUCAAACAAGUUUGUAAUAAUCGAUAUUUUGUUGAGACAAAUGUUAUUUUAUUUCUAAAUAAAAAAGAUUUAUUUAUGGAGAAAAUUGGUAAGGGUCGAUCGCUGAAGAUUGCCUUUCCUGACUACAACGGUCCCGAGACAUAUGAGGCAUGUUCGAAGUUCAUUGAGAAGAAAUUUUUCAUGGCUAAUGAAGUACCGAAUAAGUCGAUUUAUUGCCAUCAUACCUGUGCGACAGAUACACAACAAGUGCAGUUCGUAUUGGACAGUGUUUUGGAUACGAUUUUAUCGAGUAAAUUGAAAGGAUGUGGUCUUUAUUAA
Molecule: messenger RNA, 351 nt
Organism: Anisakis simplex (herring worm)
Lineage: Eukaryota; Metazoa; Nematoda; Chromadorea; Rhabditida; Anisakidae
Source: the annotation of a GenBank genome assembly